This is a messenger RNA of Dioscorea cayenensis subsp. rotundata (Guinea yam), 2013 nucleotides long. Its product is annotated as glycerol-3-phosphate acyltransferase ATS12, chloroplastic. The coding region runs from base 132 to 1499 and encodes 455 amino acids. Gene Ontology annotation, molecular function: glycerol-3-phosphate O-acyltransferase activity. The transcript is spliced from 14 exons. Gene Ontology annotation, biological process: glycerophospholipid metabolic process. Lineage: Eukaryota; Viridiplantae; Streptophyta; Magnoliopsida; Dioscoreales; Dioscoreaceae. The record is from RefSeq and is a predicted model, not a curated record.
CUAAAAUUUCAAGAACUCACUCUACUCCUUCGAGGACGAAGACGCGAAGAGGAGUGAGAUCAAGGGUUCUUCGUUCGCGUCGCUGGAGCUAGGGUUGAGAGCUUGAUGCUGUUCGUUUUCUAGGGAUUCAGAUGAGUUCCUUCGUGGUUUGCUACCAAGCUUGGAAUGGGAUGUUGGGGCUCUCGGCAUCGUCUUGUUUCUCGAGUUCUUUCCCUGGGGCUAGGGUUUUGGGGCGUUCUGUAUCUCGGGAAGGUGUUUGGGGGCGGAAGCUUUGCUUUUGUGGGAUCUAUGGUGUGAGGAAUUGGAUGGCGGCGGAGCCGGUUGAGGACCGGCGGAUGGGGAGGAGGGCGGCGGUGCUUGCUUCGGAUACAGGAGAAGAGGCGGAGCUCACUCGGUCGAGAAGUUUCCUCAGUGUUCGGGCGGAAGAAGGUCGGUUGUGUUAUUCUUUUGGAAUGGAAGCAGAAGCCGGAAGACUUCCUUCAAAUAUUGCUUCUGGGCUGGAGGAGCUAUACAAUAAUUACCGGAAUGCGGUUUUACAAAGUGGAGAUCCAAAAGCAAGUGAGAUCAUCCUAUCCAACAUGUCUGCAGCAUUUGAUCGUAUUUUGUUGGACGUGGAGGAUCCUUUUGUGUUUUCUCCUUACCACAAAGCAAUUAGAGAACCUUUUGACUACUAUAUGUUUGGGCAAAACUACAUCCGCCCAUUGGUAGACUUCAGUAGAUCAUAUGUUGGCAACAUCUCCAUUUUCUAUGACAUGGAAGAGAUUCUUCGGCAGGGUCAUAAUAUUGUUCUGAUGUCCAACCAUCAGACAGAAGCAGAUCCAGCAAUCAUUGCACUGUUGCUUGAAAGAAACUUUCCACAUCUUGCAGAGAAAAUGGUGAUAUUUGUUGCUGGGGAUAGAGUUCUGAUUGAUCCACUUUGCAAGCCUUUCAGCAUGGGAAGGAAUCUUCUGUGUGUAUACUCAAAGAAGCACAUGUUCGAUGAUCCCGAGCUUGCAGAGAUGAAAAGAAUAGCAAAUACAAAAAGCCUUAAGGAAUUGGCCAUGCUCCUUAGAACUGGAUCUAAUAUAAUAUGGAUUGCACCAAGCGGUGGUAGGGACCGUCCUGAUCCAGUCACAGGAGAGUGGUAUCCUGCAUCCUUUGAUUCCUCUUCGGUGGACAAUAUGAGAAGACUUCUGGAACAUUCUCGUGUUCCAGGGCAUAUAUAUUCCCUAGCAUUGCUAUGUUAUGAAAUUAUGCCACCUCCACGUCAGGUUGAAAAGGCAAUUGGUGAGCGGAGAACAAUUGCUUACGGUGGGGUUGGUUUAUCUGUGGCUCCAGAAAUGUCCUUCAAUGAAAUUACAGCUGGCUGUGUGAAUCCUGAAAAGGCCAAGGAUGCUUUUUCACAGGCUUUGUAUGAUUCGGUGUUGGAGCAGUAUGACACUCUCAAAUCUGCUAUAUAUGGACAUAAAGGACUAAAUGCAUCAAAUUUGAUGAUUGCUCUUUCUCAACCUUUUCAAUGAUCAUUCAGUUUGUGAGUUUGUCAGGUUUUCAGAGCCAAACUGUAUGAUAUCUACGGGGGGAUAUUGUUGCAGUAGUUAUUGUGGUGAUUCCAGCCUUUCGCCAGUUUUGUACGUGGCAGAACGGAAAAAAGUGCCAAGUCGACAGAGCAUUCUAUUGCAUUUUUCUUUCCUUUUUUGAGGUUCAAUUCAAUAUGCAGCAAUUUAUCAUUUGAUCAGAGGCUCUCAUUUGUAUUGAUGUUAUAUCAUCAAUUCUGGAGCAGGUUCUUGCCGUUUUGAAGCUGUUCCAGUUCUCUCCAUCAAUAAUUCCCACAAAAAGCUAUUGUACAUCACUAUUUUCACUUGUAUUUUUCAUUUUGUUUUGUAAAUUUCAUUGCAAUAGUGUAGGUUUGUAGGUUUUAAUGUAACAUAAUCUACUUUCACUUUCACUUUCACUUUCACUUUCACUUAGGAAGGCACCCACACACUUAUCAGGCCUCGUUGUGUUUCUUCUAAUUCCGUAUAGCGAUUGGAACUC